CUUGGAAAAACACACUAAGACACAUAUUAAUCAAACUAACAAAAAUUAAAUUCAAAGAAAAAGUAUUAAAAGCAGCAAGGGAAAAGCAACAAAUAACGUACAAAGGAAUCCCCAUGAGGUGAUCAGCUGAUUUUUCAGCAGAAACUCUGCAGGCCAGAAGGGAGUGGCAGAUAUACUUAAAGUGAUGAAAGAGAAAAACCUACAACAAAGAUUACUCUACCCAGCAAGGAUCUCAUUCAGAUUCCACGGAGAUAUCAAAAGCUUUUCAAACAAGCAAAAGCUAAGAGAAUUCAGCACUACCAAACCAGCUUUACAACAAAUGCUAAUGGAACUUCUCUAGGCAGGAAACACAAGAGAAGAAAAAGACCCACAAAAACAAACCCAAAACAAUUAAGAAAAUGGUAAUAGGAACAUACAUAUUGGUAAUAACCUUGAAUAUAAAUGGAUUAAAUGCCCCAACCAGAAAACAAAGACUGGCUAAAUGGAUACAAAAACAAGACCUGUUUAUAUGCUGUCUACAAGAGACCAACUUCAGAUCUAGGGACACAUGCAGACUGAAACUGAAGGGCAGGAAAAAGAUAUUACAAGCAAAUGGAAAUCAAAAGAAAGCUGGAGUAACAAUUCUCAUAUCAGAUAAAAUAGACUUUAAAGACUGUUACAAGAGAUAAUGAAGGACUACAUAAUGAUCAAGGGAUCAAUCCAAGAAGAAGACAUAACAAUUAUAAAUGUUUAUGUACCCAACAAAGGAGCACCUCAAUACAUAAGGCAAAUGCUAACAGCCAUGAAAGUCAACAGUAACACAAUAAUAGUGGGGGACUUUAACACCCCUCUUACAUCAGUAGACAGAUCAUCCAAACAGAAAAUAAAUGAGGAAACACAAGGUUUAAAUGACACAAUAGACCAGAGAGAUUUAAUUGAUAUUUAUAGAAUAUUCCACCUGAAAGUGGCAGAAUACACUUUCUUCUCAACUGCACAUGGAACAUUCUCCAGGACAGAUCAUAUCUUGGGUCACAAUUCAAACCCUGGGAAAUUUAAUAAAAUUGAAAUCAUAUCAAGCAUCUUUUCUGACCACAAUGCUAUGAGAUUGGAAAUCAAUUACAGGGAAAAAAACUGUAAAAACCACAAAUACAUGGAGGCUAAACAGUGCACUACUAAAUAACCAAGAGAUUACUGAAGAAAUCAAAGAAGACAUUAAAAAAUACAUAGAAACACACACUUCCGCGGUCGCCAGCAUUCUGGAGCCCAGACGCAGCAUCUGAGUCACCCACCACCUUCUGUUCGGUCAGUGGCAUGAGGGUCUCGCCAUCGUGUGUCGUCCGUGCCGCUAGGGCCGUUGUACACCUGUGCGCUCGCCCGGCCGGGUGGCCGGCCUGCAGAGCUCCCGCCCGUGUCCCCUGGCUGGUCCAGGGGGCCCAGGCACCACCUCGACAGCAGCUUCGCAGGACGCGCAGACUGGACCGCAGCCCGCACCCCUAGCUGAGGCGUCAUGAGGCACCUGCCGUACUUCUGCCGCGGCCAGGUGGUGCAGGGCUUCGGUCACAGCUCCAAGCAGCUGGGCAUCCCUACAGCUAACUUUCCUGAACAAGUAGUAGAUAAUCUUCCAGCUGAUGUAUCCACUGGCAUAUAUUAUGGUUGGGCCAGUGUUGGAAGUGGAGACGUCCAUAAGAUGGUGGUGAGCAUAGGAUGGAACCCAUACUACAAGAAUUCAAAAAAGUCCAUGGAAACUCAUAUCAUGCAUACUUUCAAAGAGGACUUCUAUGGGGAAAUUCUCAACGUGGCCAUUGUCGGCUACCUCAGACCAGAAAAGAACUUUGAUUCUUUAGAGUCACUUAUUUCAGCAAUUCAAGGUGAUAUUGAGGAAGCUAAGAAACGACUAGAUUUACCAGAACAUUUGAAACUCAAAGAAGACAAUUUCUUCCAGGUUCCUAAAAGCAAAAUAAUGAAUGGCCACUGAAGGAAAAGCAUUUAUUCAUUCACUGUUUUCUAAUAUUUUACUGCUCAUAACUCUACAGUCUCAUCUUGGUUAUAUUUUAAAAAUCAUUUUCCUACAGCUGUGAAUUAAACAGUACAGUGUAGUUAACCAUAUUAUGUUCCAACUGUUCAAUUAAACCCGUCAUGUUACAGUACUAAAAAGGUUCAUUUUAAGAAUCAAGUUUCUUUUUUAUGUAAUAUGUUGAUUAAAA
Physeter macrocephalus (sperm whale) is the source of this 2183-nucleotide messenger RNA. RefSeq names its product riboflavin kinase-like. Gene Ontology annotation, molecular function: riboflavin kinase activity. NCBI's taxonomy places the organism in Eukaryota, Metazoa, Chordata, Mammalia, Artiodactyla, Physeteridae. Bases 1487 to 1954 code for a protein of 155 amino acids. Gene Ontology annotation, cellular component: mitochondrion. The transcript has a single exon. The record is from RefSeq and is a predicted model, not a curated record. Gene Ontology annotation, biological process: riboflavin biosynthetic process; FMN biosynthetic process.